Molecule: messenger RNA, 990 nt
Organism: Chenopodium quinoa (quinoa)
Lineage: Eukaryota; Viridiplantae; Streptophyta; Magnoliopsida; Caryophyllales; Amaranthaceae
Product: CBS domain-containing protein CBSX3, mitochondrial-like
Exons: 6
Coding region: 157-765 (202 amino acids)
Source: RefSeq, a predicted model, not a curated record
AGCUCUUAUCUAUAAAAAUGACUCAUUCAUUUUUGUCUCUACAAUUUCAAUACAGUCAUCACUCCACCUCUCUCAAACCUUUAACCUUAAACUUUUCUCUCUCUUCCCAUUAACCCUAGACAAUCGCCGUCGCUUUUCUCCUUUCGCCGGAAAAAAAUGCAAGGGGCAGUUCGAGGUCUUCUCUUAAAUGGAAAGAAUGCAGUCUUGCAACAUGUACGCCUGGGAAAUCAAUUUCUGAGACCCAUUGCAUGUGCACGAUUUGAGUCAACUGUGUCUGCCCGUAUAGAUGAGCAUGGCUUUGAGAGAACCACCAUUUCUGAUAUCUUGAAAGAAAAGGGUAAAGGGGCUGAUGGCUCCUGGCUUUGGUGCACAGUUGAGGACACUGUUUACGAUGCUGUUAAGUCGAUGACACAACACAAUGUGGGAGCAUUGUUGGUUGUGAAGCCUGAAGAGGAAAAGUCAAUUGCUGGUAUCAUCACAGAAAGAGAUUAUCUGAGGAAAAUCAUAGUGCAAGGAAGAUCCUCAAAGUCUACCAAGGUUGGUGACAUCAUGACUGAGGAGAACAAGCUUAUUACCGUUACACCUGAUACCAAGGUUCUGAAGGCGAUGCAAUUGAUGACAGAUAACCGCAUUCGACACAUCCCAGUGAUUGAUGAUAAAGGGAUGAAAGGUAUGGUGUCUAUUGGCGACGUAGUCCGUGCGGUGGUUAGUGAGCACCGAGAUGAGUUAGACCGCUUGAACGCAUUUAUUCAAGGGGGAUACUAGAUGAUGACGAUAAUACUUUGUUUUACGCCUGUCAUAAAGUUUCAGAAAACCUUUGACUACAGGCUUCAGGCCUGUGAAUGUAUAUGUUAUUUCCAUUUGUUUUAUGGUGGUUCAUCCUUCUGGAUAUCAGAUCAGUGUAUGAAAUACCAGGACAUGUGUAAUGGAUUAUGUGCUAAUAAUAGGGUGAAACUGAUAUGCUUCAUCAGGAGAAAAUUUGAUCUUGUA